Messenger RNA from Bombus terrestris (buff-tailed bumblebee), 4536 nucleotides. RefSeq names its product integrator complex subunit 2 (gene IntS2). NCBI's taxonomy places the organism in Eukaryota, Metazoa, Arthropoda, Insecta, Hymenoptera, Apidae. Gene Ontology annotation, biological process: snRNA 3'-end processing. Bases 399 to 3737 code for a protein of 1112 amino acids. The transcript is spliced from 6 exons. The record is from RefSeq and is a predicted model, not a curated record. Gene Ontology annotation, cellular component: integrator complex.
GCUAUUUAUGCAACAAAAUAUCUUACCCAUUUUAAUAUUUCUAUUGUUUGCUUGCCAUAUUUUCUCAUAUGAAUGAAACGUGAUUUUAAUCUCGUUUUACGCAUAAGUAAAUUUAUAUAGGCUAGUCAACAAAUUAUAAGUGACAGUAUAAUUAGGAUAGAAAUAUGGAUGACAGACUCAUGCUUCCUAACCUAGUCGGACUCGAAUAAAGCAAUUUUCAUUAAGUCGAAGUAUCAAUCCUAAAGUAUUUUAUCUUCAAAAUAUAUAAAUUCAGUUUUAAUAUAAACAUACACAUUAUGAUAUAAGUAAAAGUACAGUUACACUAGUUUACAAAUUUCAUGGUGUAAAGUGUUCGUGUUUUAUUAAUUUUAAGCAGUUGUAAAUAAUAUAAGUUAACCAUGCAAGAAAAUACACGUGUAUUACCACGAAUUUUUACUGCAAUACAAAAUGUAGAUAUAGGAAUUUUAGCUGUGUGUCCUCACAAAGAAAUACGACCAAUUCUACCGUGUUUAGUUCGAAUGAGUCUUAUAUCUCCAUUAGAUGUAACAAAAGAAUGUGUAGAACAAAGAAAGCAGGUCCUGUCAAUCUUAUCUGGCAUUGAAUCAGUAAAUUCAAUAAUUGCACUGCUUUCUAUUGACUUUCAUGCUUUGGAAACGGAUGUUCGAAAGGAACAACAAUUAAGACAAAAGAUGGGAAGCUUGCAAAGGGAUAGUGUACUUGCUCAGUCACUGCAAAGUGGUCUUGCUCUAGAAUUUGAGCGCAGUGAAUCUACCAGGAGAAUUAGAUUAGUCCUAAGUGAACUGUUAUAUAUAGCUUCUCAAGUACAGGAGCAACAGAAAAAUCAAGAAUUUCAAAUUAAACAGUCUGAUUUAUUUGAUAAUGCAGUUUAUAUGGAAGAGAUUAGUUAUGUGAUUUGUGUAGCACUAUCAGAAUUACCAACGGUUUUAUCAAUAUUGGAUAUUACAGAAACAUUAUUACAUGUUAAAUACGGUCCAGAAAUAAUUUGUUGGAUAGUUGCUAAUAUCCCUGAUAGUUUUUCCGAAGUUUGUGCACAUUUGAUAGGUAAUGGAGAAAGGCAAGAAGAAUCAGCAUUAGGUAGGAUUAGAACAAUGGCUUUGACAAUGUUAUGUCAAAUGAAUCCAAGCCAGGCAUUAGCAAUAAGGGCCAAGUGUGUAGAACUAUGUAGAAUGCCUGCUUUAGCGAUUACAUUAAGCUUGGAACAUGAAAAUAUCAAUAAUACACUGGCAGAAAGUGAUAUAGUUGCCUUUGUAUCAGGAUUAUUGCUUGGCAGUGAUCAACAAGUAAGAACAUGGAUUGCAAUGUUCAUUAGAAAUGGUCAAAAACGUAAAUGGGAAUCUCAUACAGCAUUACAAUGUUUAAGAGAAGAACUGCUAAAACGAUUGCAAGCAAUAACAUCUCAAAAUGCAGGCCAACUACCAGAAAGUCAGGUUGUUCAAGCUAGUGCAUUGUUGCGCCUUUAUUGUGCAUUAAGAGGCAUUGGAGGUAUUAAAUUUCAAGAUGAUGAAGUAACAAUGAUAGUGCAGUUGUUGACAUCUCAUCCUCCUCCAUCACCAGCUGGUGUGAGAUUUGUCUCUUUAGGCCUUUGUAUGCUUAUCGCAUGUUCUUCAUUAAUAGGCCAUCAUAAUCUUGAAAAGCGAAGUAUAGAAUGGGUGCAAUGGCUUGUACGUGAAGAAGCUUAUUUUGAAAGUGCUAGUGGUGUAACAGCAAGUUUUGGAGAAAUGUUGCUUUUGAUGGCAAUACAUUUUCAUAGCAAUCAACUAUCAGCUAUUUGUGAACUCGUAUGUGCAACUUUGGGGAUGAAAAUACCAAUUAGACCAAAUAAUUUAACUAGAAUGAAGCAAAUUUUUAUGCAAGAGAUAUUCACUGAACAAGUUGUCACUUCUCAUGCUGUAAAAGUACCAGUAACAGCUAAUUUAAAUGCAAAUAUCCCAGGAUUUUUGCCUGUACACUGUAUUCACCAAUUGUUGAAAUCAAGAGCAUUUGCUAAACAUCGAGUGCCAAUAAAAAAUUGGAUUUAUAAACAAAUUUGUAACAGUGUACCACCAUUGCAUCCGGUUCUUCCUGCUUUAGUCGAAGUAUAUGUCAAUUCAAUUUUAGUGACAAAUAAUAAAACAUCAGAACACACAAACAAACCAAUUACUGAAGAUGAAAUUAGAAGAGUAUUUCAAAAUAGCGUAUUCGGGGCAAAUUUUGAUUUUAAGAAUAUCAACAGUGUCCCCAAGACUGAAACAGAUAAUAAUAUGGAUAUCGAUAUUUCAAAACCUUCUCUUACAUCACAAUUACUAUUGUUAUAUUACUUAUUACUGUAUGAAGAUGUUAGAUUAUCUAAUAUGCAUACCUUUAUAUCACAAGAUAGGAAAGUUAAAUCAUAUUCAACUGAAUUUUUAUCAGAGUUACCAAUAAAAUACCUACUUCAGUUGGUUCAAAGAGAUCAAAUGAAUUAUGCUGGAUUAUUUUCACCUCUUCUCAGAUUAUUAGCAACACAUUUCCCUCAUCUUUCAUUAGUAGACGAUUGGCUUGAUAAUGAAAUGAUCAACAUUGAUUCUACAGUAACAAAUUAUGAGAAUGUAAAAAUUACUGAUAUCAUGAUAAUUGAAACAUUUUCGCAUAUCCAAACAUGUCCUUCAAGAACAGGAAGACUAUUAAGACAAUUAAUGUCAAUGAAACCAACUGAUAUUUGGCCGCAUGCUGAAGUUAUAAUUCAUUAUUUCAAAGCAACUGUAAGCCCAAGAGUUCCUAGGUACAUUCAAGAAUUAUAUAAACAAGUAUGGCUUAGGUUAAAUACAGUACUACCAAGAUGCUUAUGGGUUUUGUCAAUAAAUGCUUUAUUAAUAGAAAAUUCUCUCGUAAAAAAUGUUUUUUUAACACAAGAAAAUAUUGUGUUAGAUCCAUUACAAGUAUUGAGAUGUGAUACGAGAGUUUUUAGAUGUGCUCCAAUUUUGUCCGUUAUUUUAAGAAUUCUACAAGCUGCAUUAGCAGCUUCUCGAUCUCAGUUAUCCAGACAUAUACAAGACAAACCAUUGAUAGAAAAGAUUGGUCAGUUAUCAAGUGAAGCUGAAAGAGAAGAUUUAAGAACAGCAUUAGUGGCAGGACAAGAAAGUGCGGCUGUCCAAAUAUUAUUAGAAGCAUGUUUGGAGACAGCAGAAGAUAGAGAAACACCCGGACAGAUGUGGUCAUUGAGAGAAAUACAAAGUAUAAUCUGUUCAUAUUUGCAUCAAGUCUUCAUAGCAGACCCAUCAUUGGCUAAAUUGGUUCAUUUUCAAGGUUAUCCAAGAGAGCUGUUACCCAUUACAGUUACUGGUAUUCCAUCCAUGCAUAUUUGUCUUGAUUGGAUUCCUGAAUUACUGUCACAGCCAGAACCAGAAAAGCAAAUAUUUGCUGUAGAUUUAGCUUCACAUCUUGCAAUUCAGUAUGCUUUACCAAAAGCUUUAAGUAUUUCUCGUUUAGCCAUCAACACUUUGAUAACACUUCUAGGAGUAUUAUCUGCUAAAGAUCGAGUAAUUUUAUUUAUGCCUGUGCUAUCAGCAUUAACGCGUAUAUGCUUAGCUUUUCCACCACUAGCUGAGGAUACAACAAGUUUGCUGUUACAACUUGGCAGAGUUAAUUCUGCACAAGCAGCAUUAGGAGAUAAAUCUGCAGAUAUUUUAUGUCAAGAAGUUAAUGAAACCUUUUGUUUGUUAUUACAAAAAGCAAUAUUACAAUCACAAGUAUAUUGAAAUAUUAUUCUUAAUUCCUUUAUACUGCUACUGAAAUCAAUGUUUGAUUGUAUUACAGUAGAAUAGUAAUUAUCCAAACUGUUCUAAAUAUGUAUCUUAUAAUAUACAGGGUGUCCCAUCUAAUUAUGCCACCCUUAAUUAUUUUCUUAUUUGUCACAACACAAAAAAAUGUUUCAUGAGUGUUGUAUUGUAUUCGAGUAUAUCAGACUCUGAGAAAUCAUCUCAAGGUCUCAUAUCUUGUGAGAUUUUAUUAAUAGUAACGUUUUUUUAAGCAGAACAUCUCAUAUUUUCUUUUCUUUUUUUUUUCUUUGUUUGUUUGUUUGUUUGUUUGUUUACACCAUUAAAAAGGUGAGAUUAAAACGCAUCCGAUCACACAUGGCAUAUACCAUGAUUUUGAAAUAACCAGAACCGAAAAUUUGGCAAGUAAAUGACUGAAGUGAAAGCUCACGGAAAAUUAAUUACAGAAACAAAAUAAACACUUUAAUCGGUUAAACUUCGUUUUGGGGAAUCACCUCGUUUUUUUAACUUUUCUGAUGAAAUUGCAGAAAAGGUUUCGCACCUUCGAUUUCAAUGAUUUUGAAAUAUAUUAUAGAAAUCAACAUUUUAAGCAACAUUUUCUUAUACAUAUAAUCGACUAUAAUCGACUAUAUAUUGCCUAGUUUUCGAGAUAUUCGUAAACUACAGUGUUAGUACCGCUACAGUGAAUUAUAUGCCCAUAAACGCGCAUCCGUAGCACACUGAUAUAUAUAUAUAUAUGUAUAUGUUUGCUGGCGGCCGAAUAAAAUAACAUGUAACACAA